Cynoglossus semilaevis (tongue sole) is the source of this 1963-nucleotide messenger RNA. RefSeq names its product bone morphogenetic protein receptor type-2. Gene Ontology annotation, biological process: BMP signaling pathway; cellular response to growth factor stimulus; protein phosphorylation. Bases 359 to 1963 code for a protein of 534 amino acids. Gene Ontology annotation, molecular function: transforming growth factor beta receptor activity; ATP binding. The record is from RefSeq and is a predicted model, not a curated record. Lineage: Eukaryota; Metazoa; Chordata; Actinopteri; Pleuronectiformes; Cynoglossidae. Gene Ontology annotation, cellular component: signaling receptor complex; plasma membrane. The transcript is spliced from 11 exons.
UUUAAUGUUUUUGUUUUCACUGGUAACAUUUUUUGUUGUCUGUUAAAAUAAAACAAAUUAGGAGGAAAAACUAAACAAACUGCUGCAUUUUGUUUAUACUUCAUACAGUUAAUGUUAAUCUUUGUAUUCUGGGAUUUUUUCAAAAAUAUUCGAUGCUUUCGAUUUUUAAAAAUAUUAUCAUAUAUUAUAACUGGCUUCUGGUGGUAAAAGACAGAGCCAGCUGCAUACAAACCCCUUCUCUGGGUGCAUGUAAUAAUUCCAAAAAAGGGGGAGAACAGUAAUUCUGAUAAGAGUGUUUCCUUCUCACAGGCUGUCGUCCUACAUCAGAGCACAUGCAGGUGUGUUGGCAGUGGGAGUGAUGCUGGGAAACGUGGGAAACUCCUAUCACAUUCCCAGGAUACUCCCUUUCUGGUUUGCUCUCAGAAGGACAAUGAUUCUGCUACAGUGGUGGGUGAUUUUUACUGCUGAUUUCUUUCUUUUAUGCUUGUCCAGCCAGCUUCUUCAUAAGAAGCGACAUUGUGUAUUUCACAUGGACAGAGUGACAACGAAUUCACUGAAAAACCAAAAAUACCAAGCGGCUGGAAGUGUGAAUGGCUCAGUGCAGGUCUGUGAGAACACCAGCUGCUGUGUAGGUUAUUUUCAGGUUCUUAAUAGCCAGCCAGUGGUCCAUUUUCUGGCUUGCGCUGUAGCAGAGACGUCUUGUCCAGAUGCCACCUGCAGGACACACACGUUGUUGAGGUGGAACUACACUAAAUGUGUGUGUAACACAGAUCUGUGCAACGGCAACGUCACCUGGAUGCCAGACUCGGAACCGCCCCGACAAACCCACUCACACUUCACAGUUAUAAAUGUUGCUGUGAUUUCCACUGGAACUUUGCUUGUUUUGUGCUUCUUGAUUGCCGUCGCCAGAUGGACAUGCGUCUCCAAAAACAAAGGUAACCAACAAGUCUCCACUUUUAACAGCAGUCCCUCACCACUGUGUUCCUGCCAAACAACUGAACCCUCAGACGUUGACAUAGGUGACAUUGAGCUACAGCAGAUUCUUGGUCAUGGGAGUUUCUCGACGAUAUGGCAGGGGAAAUACCAAGGAUCCACAGUGGCUGUGAAAGUCUUACCUGCAGCAUGGAAACAGAAGUUUACUGCGGAGAAGGAGGUUUAUGAGCUACCACUGAUGAAGCAUGCUGGGAUCCUGCACUUUCUGGGCACAGGAAGGAAGAAGGAUGAUGGCGGCUGGUUUAUUGUUUUGCAGUCAGCCGAAUGUGGUUCUCUCUGUUCUUUCCUGCGCGAACGCGCUCUCAACUGGAUGCAGUCGCUGAAGAUGUGCCGUUCUUUAUCGCAGGGGCUUUCCUAUCUUCACUCUGACCUUCACAGACUUGAUAUGCACAAGCCCCCGGUGGCCCACCGAGACCUCAGCAGCUCCAAUGUACUGGUGAAGGCUGAUGGUACCUGUGUCCUGUGUGAUUUUGGAAGUUCCACAAUCCUGCGUUCCUGUUCUGGACGUCCAAAUGACCUCACAACCGUGAUGGGUCAGUGGCAGUUGGGGACGCUGUGCUACAUGGCCCCUGAGAUCCUGGAGGGUGCUGUCAACCUACACAGCCUGUGCUCUCUAAAGCAGGGGGACAUUUAUGCUCUGGGACUGCUGCUGUGGGAGAUCUGGAUGCGCUGUUCAGAUUUAUUCGAUGGUCAUACUGUUCCACAACAUCGCCUGCCUUAUGAAUCUGAGCUUGAGGGAAAUGUAACUCUGGAAAGCCUCAUCAUGUAUGUGAUCAACUCAGUCAGGAGACCCAGUAUACCUAACCACUGGAAGCUGCUGCCACAGGGAUCUGCGUUGGUGGAGCUCCUGACAGACUGCUGGGACUUUGACCCAGAUGCUCGACUGACAGCUCAGUGUGUUGUAGACAGAUUAGAUUCUCUUGGGUCUGCCGUGACUCCUUUACUCUUGCAUGAACGAAUGUUUAAAUGA